AGCCUCUGGUGAGAGUGAGAUAUGCCUUUCAAAAGGUUUGAGGACCGUCUUCUUCACUCCCACUAAUGAUUCUUCAAUUACUUCUUCUUCUUCUAUGAGAAACGGACCUUCCACUACCCUCCACACCUUAUCGGAAUCCAUGAUGGAUGAGAACUUGGAACAUGCCAAGUCCAUCAUCACCAAGUGGGAUCCCAACUCCUCCACCAUAGCCAAGUUCACCUCUCUCUUCUACGAGAGCCGAUGUGAAGCCAAGGAUUUCCUCAAGUCCGUCAAGCAAUUACAGCAAACCAUGCAUUUCUACGCCUCCCACAACACCUUCUCUGAAAAGCUCGUCCAAGCCCAGAACCUCAUGAAAGUAGCCAUGAAGCGUCUCGAGAAGGAGUUCUAUCAGAUUCUCUCCUCCAAUCGCGACCAUCUCGACCCCGAAUCCGUUUCUUCUCGAUCAAGCACAUCUGAAUACGAAUACGAAUACGAAGCCAGCCCCGAGGACGAGAUUCAGCUCGCCGGAGAAUCAAUCUCCAAGGUCGAGAAAUUCUCCACCCUCGCCAUGUUCGACCUCAGCUCCAUUGCCGACUGCAUGAUCUCGUCCGGCUAUGACAAAGAUUGUGUCAAGAUCUACAAGAUCAUGAGAAAGUCCAUUGUAGAUGAGGCUCUCUACAAGCUUGGAGUCGAGAGUCUCACCUCUUCGCAGAUUCAUAAGAUGGACUGGGAGCUCCUCGAGCUCAAGAUAAAGAACUGGCUCAAUGCCGUCAAGAUUGCAGUGAAAUCGCUCUUCCACGGCGAAAGAAUCGUCUGCGAUCACGUCUUCUCUACAUCCCACUUCAUCCGGGACUCCUGUUUCUCUGAUAUCACCAAAGAAGCAGCCAUCCUUCUCUUCCGGUUCCCGGAAUCCGUGGCCAAAUCCCAAAAGUCACCGGAGAAGGUGUUCAGAAUGCUGGACCUCUAUGAUGCUAUCUCAAAACUCUGGUCAGACAUCGAUUCGAUCUUCUCCUUCGACUUCACCUCUGUUGUCCGCUCUCAAGCUACGAAUUCACUCAAGAGGCUAGGCGACACUGUUCGAGCUAUGCUAUCGGACUUCGAAUCUCUCAUUCAGAAGGACUCAUCGAAAACCCCUGUCCCCGGAGGAGGCCUUCAUCCUCUCACUCGAUACACAAUGAAUUACCUGUCUUACCUCACCGAUUACAGCGGAAUCCUCUCCGAUAUAUUCUCCAAUUGCCUAUUGCAGAAGAACACGUCUCUGCCAGAAUCAUACUUUGACAGUCCUAACCUUAACGACAAUCCAUCAUCCGCAUUUACCAUUAGGAUGGCUUGGAUCGUACUGGUGCUCCUCUGCAAACUUGACGGCAAGGCGAGACUAUACAAAGACCCAGCCUUGGCUUAUCUCUUCCUCACCAAUAAUCUAGAGUACGUGGUGCAGAAAAUCCAAACCUCUAAUCUUAGGUAUCUGUUGGGAGAGGACUGGAUAUCGCAGCACAAAGCGAAGAUGAAACAGUACGCCGCCAGCUAUGAGAGGAUGGGAUGGAGCAAUGUGAUAUCGGCCAUACCAGAAGAUACGACGGCAACGACAAUGUCUUUAGAGGAGGCCAAGGAGUGCUUCAACAACUUCAAUUCUGCUUUCGAGCAAAUAUACAGAACUCAGUCGUCGUGGAUCGUGACGGACAGAAAGCUUAGGGAAGAGAUUAAGGUAUCCAUCGCCAGAAAACUCGUGCCGGCUUACGGGGAAUUGUAUCGCAAGUAUCGGGACUUGCUGAGAAGCGAGAAUGAAAUGGAGUCAGUUGUGAGGUUUCAUCCACAUGAUCUGGGGAAUUACUUAUCGGAUCUAUUCUACGGUACCGGAGUUUCGGGGAGUGCUUCGUCGUCAACGUCUUCUUCUCCGGCCCAAUCGCGAGGGAAGCACUCUAGACGAUGAGAGUGAAAGAGAGAGAGAUUUGAAAAGAGAACAAACCGCGGAAAGAUUCAUGGUUUUGUUUUUUUGUAGGAAUAUAGAGGAGAUUCCUGGGUUUCUUUUUUUCUAAUUUCUGUUGGGAACCUGG
Messenger RNA from Macadamia integrifolia, 2033 nucleotides. Its product is annotated as exocyst complex component EXO70H1-like. The transcript has a single exon. Gene Ontology annotation, biological process: exocytosis. Bases 95 to 1909 code for a protein of 604 amino acids. The record is from RefSeq and is a predicted model, not a curated record. Gene Ontology annotation, cellular component: exocyst. Lineage: Eukaryota; Viridiplantae; Streptophyta; Magnoliopsida; Proteales; Proteaceae. Gene Ontology annotation, molecular function: phosphatidylinositol-4,5-bisphosphate binding.